Molecule: messenger RNA, 1971 nt
Organism: Clavispora lusitaniae ATCC 42720
Lineage: Eukaryota; Fungi; Ascomycota; Pichiomycetes; Serinales; Metschnikowiaceae
Gene: CDC45
Product: DNA replication initiation factor
Biological process (GO): DNA replication initiation; double-strand break repair via break-induced replication; mitotic DNA replication preinitiation complex assembly
Cellular component (GO): DNA replication preinitiation complex
Molecular function (GO): single-stranded DNA binding; DNA replication origin binding; chromatin binding
Source: RefSeq, a predicted model, not a curated record
AUGUACAUAAACCCUGGCCAGUACGCCCAGGCGUUUGGCGAGAUCAAAAGAACGUCGUCGUCGCAUGCCACGUGCAAGCUCAUUCUCUUUGUGCUGUGCCUCAGCAUCGACAGCAUCUGCACCGCCAAAAUCCUCACGCUCGUGUUGAAAAAGAGCUUGGUCCAGUACCAGCUCAUUCCUGUUGCGGGCUACUUUGACUUGAAAGAGCAGUAUCUGCGGCUCGACCCGGAGGUGACGAACGUGAUUCUUGUGGGUUGUGGCGCCAUGAUCGACCUCGAGGCGUUUUUCGAGAUCGACCCGGAAUCGUACGUUCUGGAGCCCAGAGGGACGUGGGACGACUUGGAGCUGCUGCCGCGCCGCAGUUUCCGCCGCAAGAUCUACGUGGUGGACGGCGCACGCCCGUGGAACCUCGACAACGUGUUUGGCUCCGAGAUGGUUGUGUGUUUUGACGAUGGCUACAUCGACAAGAACUUGGCGGCAGAGCGAGACGCGUACCGCGUGCUCACGGAGGAGGCGCUGGACAGCGAGGAGGGCCUGGACAGCCUGGAGGGAGAACUGGACAACGAGGACGAGCCGGAGAUUGUGGACGCAGAGGAUAUGGAAAAUCCAGAAACCAGCAACGGCACCAACGCCAAAGCCGCCCGCCGCCGCCGCCACGCGUCCCAGGACAUUGUGGAGGCGUACUACAACCAGGGCACGGCGGUUUUCGCCGCGUCGACGGCCAUCAUCUACGCCCUCUUGGCCACAAUCGGAGAAACAAACACAGACCAUCUUUGGUUGGCGAUUGUGGGCGCCGCGUCGUUGGACAGGCUCCACCCGCACGUGUACGACAAGAUCCAGCCGCUUUUCGAAGAGGAGGUGCGGCGGUUGGCGGUGGACGCCGAACGGCUGGCCGAUACAACUUCGCUCACGGUGGAAAAGGACUACCACCUAUUCCUCUUGCGCCACUGGACGUUGUACGAUGCGUUUUUCUACUCGCCCGUGGUCAACGCCAAGCUCAACUUGUGGACCGACGACGGGCGCAAGAAGCUCCACAAGCUUUUCGCCAAGAUGGGUAUUUCGCUUGCCGUGGCCCAGCAGCAGUGGCUCUACAUGGACACGGCGGUCAAGAAGAACUUGCCGGUGAUUUUCGCCAAGUACCUCCCCCUCUACGGGCUCGAAAACGUGGUGCGCGACGGCUUUGUGCGGACCUUUGGCUAUGUGGGCCAGCUUUCGGCCAUGGAGUGUGUGGAGGCGUUGGCAGCGUUGCUAGAAGCCGACGUACCGCACGACGACGCCGACGACGACAUCAACGCGCAGAUCGAGCGCAAGGAGAAGCUGUGGGUCGCCAGUUUCUGGCAUUCGUGGGAUGCGCUCAACAUGACAGCACACGGCGCCAGCUCGCGCGCAGUUUCGUCCACGUUGGCGCCCGUGGGCCGCAAGUUGAAGGGCUACGACCUUCUCGUGCAUGGGCUCGAGCGGGCGAAGGAAAUGCAGCAGACCGUGUUCAGAACAGGGCUGUCUGUGCUCGAGCGGAAGCUUGUGAAGAAUCUUCGGCUCUACAGACUUUGCGUGCUCCACGACGGCGCUAUCCCCGACCUCGCUGUCUUCACCAACCCGACUGUGCUUGCCCGCCUCGGCAACUGGCUUUUGGAGAAUAUUUGCGAGUUGGAGCUUGCCAACACGGCCGACCGCAUAGGCGCACUCAAGCCGCUUGUCGUGGCAGCAUUGGACGUGCUGAGCGACACAUACCUUGUCAUUGGUCUAGCGCCGCGGUAUCCGCGUGGGCUUGACAACUCGACGAAGCUCCAGCUUGCGCAGAAUGGCGGACUUACGGCUCGCCUUAAUACGUUCAGCGUGGCGUUCCAGAAAGUGGCCGCCACCUCGGGCGCAAAAGUCCGCAUCAACAGCUUUGACUCGUCUGUGAUCGAGGUGCGGCGGGACGACCUUCUGCCGUUUUUGGAAAAGCUCACUUUGAGCGGGCUCAUCUGA